AUGUACUUCUUCCUAUUCAACCUCGCCCACCUCGACCUUGGCACCAUCUCUACCAUUGUCCCCAAAUCCAUGGCCAAUUCCCUGUGGAACACCAGGGCCAUUUCCUACUCAGGAUGUGCUGCACAAGUCUUUCUGUUUGUCUUCUUGUUAGGAGGAGAGUAUUGUCUCCUCACUGUCAUGGCCUGUGACCGCUACGUUGCCAUCUGCAAACCCCUGCACUAUAGCACACUCAUGGACAGCAGAGCCUGUGUCAAAAUGGCAGCAGCUGCCUGGGCCAGUGGUUUUCUCAAUGCAGCCCUGCACACUGCCAACACAUUCUCCAUAUCCCUCUGCCAAGGCAACACAGUGGACCAGUUCUUCUGUGAGAUUCCCCAGAUCCUCAAGCUCUCCUGCUCACAUUCCUACCUCAGGGAAGCAGGCCUUCUUGUGGUUAGCCUUUGUUUAGUCUUUGGGUGUUUUGUUUUCACUGUGGAGUCCUAUGUGCAGAUCUUCACUGCUGUGUUCAGGAUCCCCUCUGAGCAGGGCCAGCACGAAGCCUUUUCCAUGUGCCUCCCGCACCUGGCCGUGGUCUCCCUGUUUGUCAGCACUGGAUUUUUUGCCUACCUGAAGCCUCCCUCCUUCUCUUCCCCAGCUCUGGAUAUGGUGGUGGCUGUUCUGUACUCUUUGGUGCCUCCAGCAGUGAACCCCCUCAUCUACAGCAUGAGGAACAAGGAGCUCAAAGAUGCCCUGAGGAAACUGGUUCAGCGCAUCCUAGGUCAGCAGCAAUAA
This is a messenger RNA of Rhea pennata, 768 nucleotides long. Its product is annotated as olfactory receptor 14A16-like. NCBI's taxonomy places the organism in Eukaryota, Metazoa, Chordata, Aves, Rheiformes, Rheidae. The transcript has a single exon. Gene Ontology annotation, biological process: G protein-coupled receptor signaling pathway. The record is from RefSeq and is a predicted model, not a curated record. Gene Ontology annotation, molecular function: olfactory receptor activity; odorant binding; G protein-coupled receptor activity. Gene Ontology annotation, cellular component: membrane. Bases 1 to 768 code for a protein of 255 amino acids.